UUCCACGGAAGUUUUCAACUAAUGUUAUUGCUACUCUUUAUGCAUAUAGUUUUGCCUCACAGCAUUUUCAUUGAUAUUGUAAGAUGUAUUUAAUUAAAAUAAAUUGAUUGAGUGCUUAUAUUGACGGUCAAUGAUUUUGAGCAGAUAAUUAUAAAUCAAGAUACUAAAGUUUCGCUGCCUGUUGCAUAUAUAGCUAUACGCACGUUAUGUCUAUCGGCGACACCCAUCAUGUGCACGCGAUGGCGCUGUGUACCACCUGAUGAACUGAACAAUUGAAUGAUUAGUCAGGCUAAUGGGAAAUUGUCUUUUGCAGUUGGGCUCAUAUCAAUUUCCUAACUUUUAAUGAACGAAUGAGCUGAAGGUUGUUGCUGUAAUGACAUCAAUAGAGAAAAAACAAGAUGGAACUUGAGGGAAACGAGCUGAUAAAAGAGUAAAGAGGCGCAAUGAAGACAUUAAAAAUAACAAUAAAAUAAAAGUAUUCAUCAAGGCAUUGGCAGACGAAUGUUCGAAUGAAGUACAUUCGUCUGAAGAGAAAUAAAAUAAUACUCCAACAAACAAAGAACAAAUAAAAAAUCAAGUCAUGACAUCGACCAAUAUGAAAGUUCAAAAAUUAAAAACUGGCAAAUUACACUAGAUUGAAAUAAUAAUGGACGUCAUCCUAAUUUAUCAUAGUGUUUCAAGGAUAGAUAAAUUUAUGAAUACUCUGUGAUUUAUUUAAGUAAAAUUGAGUUUGAUUUAAUUUACUGGAAUUCAAGCUUAAGAUUUCAAGACGUUGAAAAUAGCAGCCAUGUAAUCUAUAUAUUAUAAGUACGAGAACAAAAACAACUAUAUUCAGUGAAUUUAAUCUAGGUAUCUUUCCAAGGAUAAAUGACUAAAAAGUUUAGCAAUAGCGAUAAGACAUUAAAUUAAAAUGAAUAACAUAAGCAGAGAAAUACUUGACGUAACCAAUAACAGAAGUCUUGAAAACCUAACAAUUUCUCCUGAUUGUGAUGCAAAUAUGCCAAUCAUCUCCUUACUACAUCAAAUUCUCUAUUCGAUCAUCUGUAUCGUUGGCUUACUGGGAAACACUCUUGUCAUUUACGUUGUUCUGCGUUUUUCGAAGAUGCAAACUGUAACUAAUACCUAUAUAGUCAACCUAGCUAUAGCCGACGAAUGUUUUCUUAUAGGUAUACCUUUUCUAGUAACAACAAUGAGCUUGGGAGUAUGGACUUUUGGUAAAUUUAUGUGCAAAGCCUACAUGACAACAACAAGCAUUAACCAGUUUACUAGUAGUAUAUUUUUAUUCAUAAUGAGCGCUGACCGAUAUAUUGCCGUCUGUCAUCCCAUUUCUUCACCCAAAUUACGGACACCUAUCAUUUCAAAGAUAAUUUCUAUGACGGCUUGGUUUACAAGCGCUUUAUUCAUGGUUCCUGUUUUUCUUUAUGCAAACACAAUGGAAACUCAAAGUGGACAGAUAAGCUGUAACAUAUACUGGCCGGAUAAUCACGGUGGUCAGACGACAUUUACUUUGUACAGUUUCAUUCUUGGCUUUGCUAUACCGUUAAUUUUAAUUUUUAUUUUUUAUUUUCUCGUUAUUCGAAAAUUACAAACCGUUGGUCCAAAGAAUAAGUCUAAGGAGAAGAAACGUUCUCAUCGCAAGGUUACACGACUUGUGCUCACUGUCAUUACUGUAUACGUAUUCUGCUGGUUUCCCUAUUGGUUGACUCAGAUGGCUUUGAUUUAUACUGAACCUAAUCAGUGCCAAUCCCGUGUAAGCAUUACUAUAUUUUUAUUAGCCGGUUUUCUUAGUUACUCUAAUAGUGCCAUGAAUCCAAUUCUUUAUGCUUUUCUUAGUGAUAAUUUCAAAAAAAGUUUUAUGAAAGCUUGCACAUGCGCUGCUGGCAAGGAUGUGAAUGCUGUUUUACAUAUUGAAAAUAGUGUAUUUCUGCGUAAAAAUAAAAAUAGUUCUGAACGCAUGCAAUCGAAUAAGCAUGUCAUAUCACAUAAUUCAAAAAACGAUGCUGAAGAUGAAGAAAACGAACUUGGUCUACUUAUUAGUAAGACUUCAACAACAACAGUAACCAUGACGUCGCGGUCAAAUAUAAUUCCAUCUUCGAAUACUAAAGAUGUAUCGAAUAAACAAAAAGAUAAUAAAGAAUCAUUCAAGAAUAAUACUCACCUCACCCGAGUAUAAAGUAUGCUUACAGAUCAUUGUUGAAAAAAUAUUCUGAAGUUCAAAGUUGAAAACAUAAAUUAAA
Molecule: messenger RNA, 2237 nt
Organism: Phymastichus coffea
Lineage: Eukaryota; Metazoa; Arthropoda; Insecta; Hymenoptera; Eulophidae
Product: somatostatin receptor type 2-like
Exons: 4
Coding region: 911-2173 (420 amino acids)
Biological process (GO): G protein-coupled receptor signaling pathway
Cellular component (GO): membrane; neuron projection
Molecular function (GO): peptide binding; somatostatin receptor activity
Source: RefSeq, a predicted model, not a curated record